UUAGACAAUAGUUUGACUCUAUCAGACACACUGUUACUUUCAUUUUGAGAAAUACUGCUUAACGUCGCUUUGUUUUUCUAAAGUAGAAUAACUCUAGUUUGGAGCUUCUAUUAAAGAUACUAAUAACAUUUUUACAUUCAAUUUAGAAUUUUGAAGAGAGGUUUUGGAAGAGAUGACACAAAGCCCCCAGAUAGCCACCCAGACUGAUCACAGGAAUCAAAGAACCCAUGAAAAGAAACAAGGUGUAAAGGACAAGUGUAAGAAGACAACUUGUGUGUGUAUUACACUUGCAAUAUUUUUAAUUUUUAAUAUUAUUCUAAUUGUAUUAGUAUUUACGAGUACUCAGGAUUCCUGCCCAGAUGAUUGGAUUAGUUUCCAAAACAAAUGCUAUUAUUUCUCUAAAGAAGAAGGGGAUUGGAAUUCAAGUAGACACAACUGUGUCACUCAACGUGCUGACCUGACUAUGAUUGACACUGAGGAAGAAAUGGCAUUUCUUAAGCGACACAAAUGCACUUCUGAUCACUGGAUUGGGCUGGAGAUGACAGAAAAUCAAGCAGGACGAUGGGUAAAUGGAACCAUAUUUAACAAAUGGUUUUCUGUGAGAGGAAAUGAAAAAUGUGCUUACCUCGAUGAUGAUGGUGCAGCAACAGCUAGAUGCUACACAGAAAGAAAAUGGAUUUGCAGGAGGAAAAUGCACUAACUUAAUGUUUCCAUAGUGGAAUUGCAACAUUGGUACCAUGAUUUUUGUAAUUCUUUUUUUCUUUCCCUCUGUAUAAGUUAACUUUCAACACUUCACUGCUUUAAUGUUCUAGCUUGAUAAUACAUCUUGAUAAUUGUCAAAAUAAUUUCCUUCAACUUAUUUUUCUACUUUUCAAGGCCUGGAUCUUUUCUGUAUCAAUUUUAGAAGACUCCUGUAAUUAAUUUCACAGGACCUAUAGAUCAAUUUGGAAAGUGUUGUAUUUAUAAUAUUAUUUCUUAUUCAUUUAUAAUAUAUAUCUUAUAUUGGUGUUUGUCUUCUUGUAUGAUUUAUAGUUUUUCUAACCAGUCACUGCAUGUUAUUUAUUAUAUGUGUCCCUAUUAAAUGUAUCUGAUGUUUAUGCUGUUGUAAUUAUGUAAUUUUAUUAUUUUUUAUAAUAGUUACUUUUAUAUAUGGAAAUGUAAUUCUUUGUGUUAUUCUUCUCCUGUUCAACAUAUAUUCUGAAAGCUCAUAAUUCUAAUAAUUUGUGGAUUCUUUUAAAUAUUGUAAAACAUAGCACCUAAUAAUAAGUUUUAUUUUUUUCUUAGAACUAUUACUUAAUUUUUGUAUAAUUAAAAUGUGUAGAACUGCCAAGACAAUAUUGGCAGUGAACAUUAUUAAUUUGUUUCACAUUUUAAAGAAAAUUCUUCUAAUAUCUUCUUUUUUAAAAUAUUUUAUUUAUUUAUUUGAGAGAGAGAGAGAACAAUAAGGAGAGAGGGAGGAGCACACUCCCCACUGAGCAGGAAGCCUGACAUGGAACUCAAUCCCAGGACCCUGGGAUUAUGACCUGAGCCAAAGGCAGAUGCCCAACUGACUGAGCCACCCAGGCACUCCACUUCUAACAUUUCAACACUAUCAGUCUUUUAUUUCAUUUUUAUGCACUUUUUUUAAGUUAAGGCAGUUCUUCUAUGUUCCUGUUUCCUAAAAAAAUUUUUUCAAUAGAAAGGGACUUUGAAUUUUCUUAAUGUUUUUGUUUCCUUCAUCUAUUUUGAUGUUCUUCCUUAAUCUUUCAAUGUGGUAAAUGACAAAAGUUUUCUAAUAUUAAAUAACUAUUUUGAAUUCCUAGAUCAAAUUCAACUUGGCUAUGGUGUUAUAUUUAUUCUAAGUUGAUUUAUUCUGAUAUUUAUUUUUUAAUAUUCCUAUGCCUAAAUUCAUUAAUGUGAUUGCCCUAAAAUUUUCUCUGGGGGGAUUAUUGGGAUUAUUGUUUCAAUAAUUCAAAGAAGAUGUGUUGUUUUACAUUUAUGGUAUAAAAUUGUGAAUGGUAAGUUUAAUAUGUCUAAAAAAUUAAUUAUUGUU
This is a messenger RNA of Mirounga angustirostris (Northern elephant seal), 2032 nucleotides long. It is a transcript of the gene CLEC2B, whose product is annotated as C-type lectin domain family 2 member B. NCBI's taxonomy places the organism in Eukaryota, Metazoa, Chordata, Mammalia, Carnivora, Phocidae. The record is from RefSeq and is a predicted model, not a curated record. The coding region runs from base 173 to 700 and encodes 175 amino acids. Gene Ontology annotation, cellular component: external side of plasma membrane. The transcript has 5 exons.